This is a messenger RNA of Trypanosoma brucei brucei TREU927, 1446 nucleotides long. Its product is annotated as chaperone protein DnaJ, putative. The coding region runs from base 1 to 1446 and encodes 481 amino acids. NCBI's taxonomy places the organism in Eukaryota, Euglenozoa, Kinetoplastea, Trypanosomatida, Trypanosomatidae. The transcript has a single exon. The record is from RefSeq and is a predicted model, not a curated record.
AUGAAGAAAGAAUCCGUUCCUUCCAAAUCAGAAAACACAACGGACUUGCAACCGGAAGGUGUUGAUAUGCCCGGUGAGCCUCUUGAUGUGAUCGGUCGUGCCUUUUCAAAUCGUCAACCCAAACAUAUCGGGCAGGGACUUGCGGAUGCCGUCAGAAAUGUUGCGGUAGGACUUGGAGUAGGAAUAAGUAGUUUUAUUGCACUUCCAAUUGCUGGUGGUAAACGAGAAGGUGCCACAGGUGUUGCUAAAGGAAUUGGAUUUGGACUUCUCGGGCUUGCAGGUGGUGCCGCUGCCGGUUUGGUGACGGGUGCCAGACAGUUGGGUCGUGGAGUUGUCAACACAAAAGCGGCUGUUGAGGAAACCAUACGAAGGGAACGGUAUUGGUGCAGUAUAACUGGAGGUUGGAUUGAAGUACGUCUAAAUGAGAUGUUGGCCGACAUUCCCGUAACGGAUGAUGACAUUUAUUGUAAGGCACGUGAAGAAUACCGUAAAGUCAGUUCGUCAUCAUGGGAUGGCGCGGCAUCUCCAUCUGGAAGUGAAGGCAACGACCCCAGUGAGGAAGGUUGUGAAGGUUCAUGCGGAAAGGAAGAUUACUACAGUCUAAUUGGUGUAGAGAGAACAGCAACAACAUCUCAAAUACGUGCGGCUUUCCACCGCAAGGCAUUGACGUUGCAUCCAGAUAAAAAUACGGGCGAUGCGGAGGCUACUCAGCGCUUUCAGGCCAUACUGGAGGCUUAUAAUGUGUUGAGUAAUGACGCACAGCGCUCCGAAUAUGAUGCACGCGGAUCUGUAGAUAUCAACGCGGGAGAAGGCGGGUUAACUUCUCCAAUUGAACAGUCUCUUGGCGCCACGCAAUUGGAGCCUUUCAUUGGUCGCGUGGAGUGGGCGGUUCAUCUCACUCCAUAUGUAUAUUUUGACAGCGAAUUAAGAAAAGAGCUGAAGAAACGGAGGGUUCUGCGUUUGGCCCAAAACCUCGUGCGGUUUGUGGAUGGCGACGAGUCGACGCUCGAAUCCGUGCGACCGUUAAUUAUCGACGCCGUUUCCACACGAGGUGGCGCGAGACUUAUGCCAGUGGUGGCGCAACAAUACGCCGCGGCUGCACGGCAGCAUUUGACGAGCUCUUCCCUUUUGCGCGAAGUGGACAACUUCGGUACGUCAAAAUUAGCCUUUUUAGGUGGCGUGGCGGAUGCAACAGUGGCAUGUUUAACGACGGCGGUUAAAGCUGCGCGGAAGCGUCUGGAUGGAGAUGAAUUCCUUGACACAGUGUUAGCGCUGUGUGAGUGCGAUGUACAGAAAAAUGUUUUGCGCGCGGCCCGCCUUCUUUUUUAUGAUUUAUCAGCAUCUGCUGAGCAACGCAAUACGCGGGCAUAUAACUUGUUGAAGCUUAGCAAUAUGAUCAAAGAUAUUUGCCUGUCAUGUUCCAGUGUGGUAAUUGAAGCACAAUAA